AUGAAUUUCUCAGUCGAUGGCAACGUCACACACGUCUCUCUCAACGUCAGAGACACGUUUGUCACGGCUUUGACAAAGAACAUUAUUGUGGUGGCGCUGUGGAUCUCCAUCAACUACAUCAAUGGCACAUUUGUCCACACCUUCUUGAAACACGAGACCUUCAAUGUCAACCCUCGCUACAUCCUCUUCAUCCACCUGGUGAUCAAUGACAUGAUCCAAUUGACCAUUGCUGUCUUCCUGCAUGUCAUAAGCUACAUCCUGUUCACAAUCAAUGUGUCUUUUUGCUGCUUUCUUUUGAUGAUCGCCAUUUUUACCACUUUGAAUACUCCUGUGAACCUGGCUACCAUGGCCUUAGAGCGCUAUAUAGCUAUAUGUAUACCGCUGCGCCAUUCUCAGAUAUGUACAGUGCGCAGGACCUACAUUCUCAUUGGCAUCAUUUGGAUCAUGGCCACCAUUCCAAUUUUACCUGACCUUUUCAUUCUCUUGGCCACAGAACCACUUCAGUUCUUCCACUCCAAAAUAUUCUGUAGCCGAGACUCACUUUUCCGCAACCCGUACCUGAUAGAGAAGAAAAACAUUUCCCACGCUGUGUAUCUGACUGUUGUUUGGUUCACUCUUUUCUAUACGUAUUUCAGGAUCAUGUUCACUGCCAAGGCGGCUAAUGCGGAUGCCAAGAAGGCUCGCAACACCAUCUUGCUUCAUGCUGUACAGUUGUUAAUGUGCAUGUUCACCUACAUAGGCCCUUUGAUUGACAGCCUGAUGCUAUAUAUAUUUUCCACACAUGCGCUGGAGAUCCGUUUUACUAGCUAUGUAAUUGUUCAUAUUUUGCCCAGGCUUAUUAGUCCAAUAGUUUAUGGGCUUAGAGAUCAGACCUUUUGUAAGUAUCUGAAGAGGUACCUGAUGUGUCGGGUGAAAGAGCACUUAUCCUCAAAAUGUGUCCCUUUCAAACACCACCAGCCAAGGGUAAAGGUCUUUAUAGAUCACAUAGCUGGAUAA
Molecule: messenger RNA, 996 nt
Organism: Oncorhynchus masou masou (cherry salmon)
Lineage: Eukaryota; Metazoa; Chordata; Actinopteri; Salmoniformes; Salmonidae
Product: odorant receptor 131-2-like
Exons: 1
Coding region: 1-996 (331 amino acids)
Biological process (GO): detection of chemical stimulus involved in sensory perception of smell; G protein-coupled receptor signaling pathway
Cellular component (GO): membrane
Molecular function (GO): G protein-coupled receptor activity; odorant binding; olfactory receptor activity
Source: RefSeq, a predicted model, not a curated record